This is a messenger RNA of Pedinophyceae sp. YPF-701, 1329 nucleotides long. NCBI's taxonomy places the organism in Eukaryota, Viridiplantae, Chlorophyta, Pedinophyceae. The record is from the annotation of a GenBank genome assembly.
AUGCCUCCUGCGAGGAGAGGAGAGUCGCGCAACGGGGCUGGCGGCGCACACGGUUCUAUCGGACCUACAGGCGCGGAGAGCGACGCGCAACGAGGCCUUGGAUCGCAAAGAUGGCACUCGAAACGUGGCAUGCACUCGGGAGAAGCACCAAAGCGUUCGAUGGCGAUCAGAUACAAGACGAACAUGCGAGCAACAGUGGUUCCGGGCGUCCUGCAGAGACGUGCGGGGUGGGUGGAGGUGACGGGUCCUACCGGUGAGCAAGAGAGGUUCGACUGGGACCUCUUCUGGGGCGACAUCAACACGUUUAUCAAGGAGACUGGGUUCCUGCACGCCAAGAUGUCCGCUCACCAGCGAAUCAAUCACUUUCCGCGUAAUUACGAGUUGUGCCGCAAGGACCUCAUGGCAACCAACCUGAAGAAAGCAAAGCGCAAGCUUGAGAGGGAGGGUCGCGGCGGCGAGCUCGAUUUCUUCCCUCCGACCUUCUCGCUGCCGUCGGACUGGGGAAUAUUCAUGGAAAAAUUCAGGGCGGAAGAUGCGGUCUGGAUCGCCAAGCCGGUCGGUCGAGCACAGGGGCGGGGCAUUUUCCUCGUGAGUAAGAUUUCUCAGCUGAAGGACUUCAAGAAGAAACAGCCAGGCGGUGGCAAAGAAAAUGAGAACGUCGAGUCGUACGUCGUUCAAAAGUACAUCGAGAGACCGCUUCUGAUUGGAUCGCGCAAAUUUGACAUCAGAUUGUACGUUCUCGUACUGUCUUUCCGCCCCCUUCUCGCCUACACUCAUCGCGGUGGAUUCUGCAGAUUCACUUCAUGUGCGUACAACGCACCUCAGAAGGAGAACAUCAGCAACCUCGGAGCACACCUGACAAAUCACGCGAUUCAACGGAAGACGGAAGACUUCCACUGCGAGACUGGCAACAAGUGGCCUAUCAGAGCCCUGAAGCUCUUCAUGAUUUCCAAGUACGGGAAAGACAGGACAGAGAACCUCUUCAUGGAGAUGGAGCGCGUCAUACUGCGUAGCCUCCAGGCUGUCCAGGACGCGGUAGUUCAGGACUGGCACUGCUUCGAGCUGUAUGGAUACGACGUCAUGGUCGACAGCGAUCUCCGGCCGCAGCUCAUCGAAGUGAACGCACAACCGUCACUGUCGGCAUCGGACCCUGAGGAUCGUAGACUGAAGGCCGCAGUUGUGCGCGACGCCCUGGAUCUCGUGGACAUGGAGGGCCACUUUCGCGGCCAAUUGCCCGAUCGAGCAGGAGGAUUCGACAUCCUCGUUCGGGAUGAUUUGCCCCCUCAGAGGGUCGCUGCGAACAUCGGAACCGCUUGUCCGUUCGAAUGA